AGUGGAGUUGUCAAGUGAUAGGUGCCAAUCUAUAGUCAGCUUAUUAAGCCAACAGGUCUCUCUGCUCAACCUUCACUCAAGGAAGAACACGCAGGCUGUUUGCGUCUCUUUAGCUAGAAGGCUUUUCAUUGUUUCUGCUGUUGUGACGUUAUGGGGCUCACUGAGCAGGAAUGGCAGAAGGUCAUGGACAUCUGGGCUAAAGUGGAACCAGAUCUCUCUUUGCAUGGACAGGAAGUUAUCAUCAGGAUGUUCCAGAACCAUCCUGAAACUCAAGAACGCUUUGUCAAGUUCAAAAAUUUCAAGACUCUGGAUGAGAUGAAGAACUCAGAAGAACUCAAGAAACACGGAACCACUGUCCUCAAUGCUUUAGGUAAAAUCCUGAAACAGAAAGGAUCCCAUGAAGCAGAAUUGGCACCACUGGCACAGACUCAUGCCAACAAGCAUAAAAUUCCGGUCAAGUAUCUAGAAUUUAUUUCUGAAGUCAUCAUUGGUGUCAUUGCUGAAAAACAUUCUGCAGAUUUUGGGGCUGAUUCUCAAGAGGCAAUGAGGAAAGCCUUGGAGCUGUUCCGGAAUGAUAUGGCCAGCAAAUACAAGGAGCUUGGGUUCCAGGGCUAGUAAGGAAAGAUGUUACCACUGAGAAUACUUAGUGUGCUUAGGUGUGUGGUCAGUUUAGGAAAAUAUUUUCAUCUCGUCACCAGAAUAGCUUGAAUAAGUUGAAUAAUGCUAAUGCUACGCUUGAGGGAGGCAAGGUAUGUUGUUCAAAAUCUCUCUACCUUCUGCUGUGGCCACACUGGCUGGUAAUUAUGGGAAUUAAAACCAAUACUUCUGGAGGGCAUCAAUUUGGGGAAGGGUGUCUUAGGGAAAGAGAGUGGUUUAAAGAGCCAGAAAGGUGUAGGUGGAGGGAGUGGAUAUAUAAUAAUUAUGCCAUUUUUUAGUUCAGUGGCAUGUCCCUCAAAAUCCUCACCUGCAGCCAGGUUCUGAUACCAGAAAAAUAGGAAGGGGAGCAGAACUGGGGAGCAGAUUCCAUACCCAUAUUCAUGGCUCAUUGAUUUAAAUCAGACCUCUCUUGGGGUGGAUAGCCAUCAGCUCCAGUGUUGCAUGCACCCCAGCAAAGGAUUGGAUGUGGCAUCCAUAUCCCCACCAAAGUUAGCUACUAAUUAUAAUUUUUUUAUAUGAAAGAAGGAAAAAAUAUUAAAUAUACAGGGACUAAUUGUUCUCUGUGUAAUUAAUUGAAUUAAAAUUGUAUUAAAUUUAGAGUUGCUCACUUUUGGGAGUAUGGUUCUGGUACUACUGAAAGAUCAAGUACAUUCUUUCAUCUAAAAACAAUUCUAUGCUCCUGCUGCAGCUUUAAAUAGGAUGGAAAGCUUGCCAACUUCAUGUGUAGCCUGGGUUAUCAACUGAGAUUCCUUUUGAUCUUCAGCACAAGUCCUCAUAAAUGUUGUCUUAAAUAAAUAUUAAUUAUGUAUAAUAAAAAUUUAGACAGCUGCAUGCACUCUUUACAUAUUGCCUAGUCCAUGAAUGGCUCCAUGAUGACAUAUUAGUAGUCAGAAACAGAUAAGAAAAAUGAAAAAGUUAUUCAGAAAGGUGAACGAAGAUGAGGUUGCUAGUUCCUGACUGGGAUAUAGCAUAACGUACUGUUCAAAUUAUUCUUGAAUAGCAAGUCAUAUCUGAUUAUUCCUGUGUCGACUUUACAAGGUAAUGAUUUUCCUCUCACCUGUACAAGCAAAGGUGGGUGAGGCAUGUGAGUGUUUCUAUUGGCUAUGGCCAAGGUAAAACUGCCAAUGAUUUCAUGAAAUCAAAAUCUAACAAACCCAUAAAUCAGUAAUUUUCAGAGUGUAGUUUAUGGAUGAAUGGUCCAUGGAGAUUCACCUGGUGAUCCACCACAACCUUCCCAUGUUCAUAGAGCAGAGCCAACUCAUUGCUUCAGUUUCACUUUUCCCGAACACCAAGGGAUAACUGGUGAGAACCCACUUCCCCCCUCAGCCCCUGACUCUCUGUGCCAACAGUCAGAUGGUUAAGGUGUUAGACUAGGAGCAGGAAGCCUCAGGGUCUAGUCCAUCCUGAGCCAUGGAAACUCUCUCAGCCUAUCUCACAGGGUUACUGUUGUGAGGAAAAUAGGAGGAGGGAGAACUAUAUAUAUUACCUUGAACACCCAUAGAAAAGGUGGUACUUAAUAAAUGUAAGUACUAAAAUUCAGAAACUGACAAGAAUGAACAGGUCCCAAGUCCAACUACUAAUUGCUUCUUGAAUAAGCAACCUCUGUCUCCAAAAUGCAAACAGGAAAUAUUAUGAUGAAUACCUAAAAAUGGAAUUGCAUUGAACUGAAUAUCCCCUUGUCCCUAAAACUCAUUACUAUUUUAUGUUUGGUGGAUACUAAAACUAAGAAAAUGUCCAACUACACCUCUUGGAGAAAGGAGUCAGGUACAAGUAGGUAUGUUCCACUCUGAUCCAUGCUUGGAUUAAUAUGUCAUGUGAAGGCCUCAGAAACCAGAGGAAGAAAAUGGUGUCUGCAUUGGAAUCUUUGACUAAACAACUCUUCCUAUUGCUUUGUGAUAGACUUGCCUGUUGGAUCAUAGUUAGAAAUGUGAAAGCUUAGCAAACAAAGAACAACCAACAACAAUGAAGGUUUUUUUUUAUAUACAUACAUAUAUAAAAGAGGUUUGUGGAUGUCCCCUUCACAAAAAUGGUUUUGUUUUUCAAAACAAAAUAGUUUUGUUUUCUCCAUUUUAUACCUCUAAGAAUGUCAUGUUUUAAUGGGCAUUAUUUAAUAAAAAUGGCUGUGGAAGGGCUAGAACCCAUGUAAUGUCAGUUGUCAUGCAUAUAUUUUAAUGAAAGCAAAAUAAUACAAAAUUAAUUAGAGUAGCUGAAGAUGAUGGGCCUUUGGUCCCAAUAGUAACUUGGGUGAGCUACCUUUUGAAAGAGGUCUCUAAGGCUUUCAGAUAUUUUGUAGUAAUUGCAAUUAUUUAAAAAAAAGUAUGAUGAACAUAGAUGGAAGCACAACUUAACAGUCUACCAGAUAGCUAUAGUUCAGUGAUCCCAUAUCAGAUUCUUUAGGGAAACAUCCAGAACUCUUAAGAUGCUCACAUUUCAUAUUCUCACUUCAGGAAAGACUUUGGAGGUUUCAUAGAUCUCCAAGAGCCUCAUAGGGCUGUUGUGAAGAAGAGUAUGGGGUGAAACAUCAACAUAAACUGCAGAAUGGUUCCAAAACUUCAAACUAUUGUUACAGGGGUUUUGGUAGUACACCUUUCAUCAUUUCUAAUUAUUCCAAAAUCCUUGGCAUUUCACACAGAAGGCCAUUCAUAUUAUUAAGAGUUCAUGUCUUACCCUUGAAGGUGUUGGAGGGGAGAUUCAGUAAUAGUCUAUAUUCUGAGAGCCUCUAUCCAUGUUUGGAUAAAGCCAUCAAGACAGUUUUGCAUAUCUUGUCCUGCUGACCCUUGUACCAUUCUUGAUACUGUGUUAAUAUUCACCUCCUUUUGAAUAUGGCCUGAAAUAGAGCUUGUCAGCUCUCCUAGUGGUUUGCUCUACUGAAAUUUCUAUGAAUGUUGUUGAAUUCUGCUCAAUUGUGACUGCUUUCAGAAAGUGCUAGGUUAAUUAUGCUUAGGCUUGGAAGGUUUGGUUACCUAUGUGAAGGCCUAGAAGGUCAAUAAUUGUUAAUGUUUGCCACCAUCUCCAUCUCCCCACCAUAUUAAUCCCCCCUUAAUAUAUAUUAUUAUAUCUGUGUUUUCUUUUGAUUGUUGACUACAAACUCAAUAAAAAACUUCAAGAAAUAAG
Python bivittatus (Burmese python) is the source of this 3771-nucleotide messenger RNA. RefSeq names its product myoglobin (gene MB). Gene Ontology annotation, molecular function: oxygen binding; heme binding. Gene Ontology annotation, cellular component: extracellular exosome. The record is from RefSeq and is a predicted model, not a curated record. NCBI's taxonomy places the organism in Eukaryota, Metazoa, Chordata, Lepidosauria, Squamata, Pythonidae. Gene Ontology annotation, biological process: oxygen transport.